This is a messenger RNA of Paramecium tetraurelia, 1584 nucleotides long. RefSeq lists its product as uncharacterized. The transcript has 4 exons. Gene Ontology annotation, molecular function: calcium-dependent phospholipid binding. Lineage: Eukaryota; Ciliophora; Oligohymenophorea; Peniculida; Parameciidae. Gene Ontology annotation, cellular component: plasma membrane. Gene Ontology annotation, biological process: cellular response to calcium ion. The record is from RefSeq and is a predicted model, not a curated record.
AUGGAUUAAAAUAAAAGCAUUCCAGAAGAGAGGUAUUAGUUAGAGAUCUUUGUGAAAGCCAAAAAUCUGAAAGAUAUGGACACCUUCUCAAAAAGUGAUCCUUUCUGUCGACUUUUACAUACAAUUUAAGGGGAAAAGGAAAAGUGUGAAGGAGAUACCGAGUUUUUGAAGAAUAAUCUGAACCCUUGUUGGGAAAAGAGCUUUGUCAUUGAUUACAUCUUUGAGUUGAACUAGAAGCUGGUGUUUUAGGUUUGGGACAAGAACUAAUCAGCUGGAUCUGAGGAUACUGAGAUGGGACAAGUUGAGACAACAGUAGCAGAUAUUGUGGGAGCAAAGGACAUGAAGUGUGAAUUUGAAUUGAAGGAUAAGAAAGGCAAGUCCGUUGGUACUUUGGUAGUAAAUAUUGACAAACAGCCAGAGGAUAAUCAAUUUUUGUAGUUGACUUGGAUAGGAAAAGAUUUGAUGAAUACAGAUGGCUUCUUUGGCAAGAGUGAUCCAUUCCUUAAAUUCUUUAAGAAAGUUGGAGAUGAUUGGCUGCCCGUUCAUAAAACAGAGAUGAUAAAGGAUAAUUUAAAUCCUGAAUGGAAGCCAUUUUAAAUAUCUUUUAGAAGAUUAUGCGGAGGCAAAUUGGAAGAGAAGUUCAAGGUUGAAUGUUGGGAUGUUCAUGAAAAGGGUACAAAUAAUCAAUACAUGGGGCAUUUUGAAACUUCAAUCCAUGAAUUAAUCAAUGAUAAUAAAAGUGAAUUCAAUUUGGAAUUUCAAGCCAAUAAGUCUGGAGGCAAGAUCAUUUUGAAGGAGAAGAAAGUCACAAAGAGACCUACAUUUAUGGACUUCUUGAGAGAUGGAGAAUAGAUCAAUUUAAUCAUAGGAGUAGAUUAUACAGCUUAGAAUGGUAAUCCCAAUUUCCCAGAUUCAUUACAUGCUUUCAAGACUUAAAAUGGAAAUCAAUAUGAAACUGCCAUUAGAGCAUGUGCAUAAAUCUUGUUGAAUUACGAUUAUGAUAAGAAAGUGGCAAUGUAUGGAUUUGGCGCUGUUCCUCAUCUGCCAAAUUACAAUGUUAAUGAAACUGAACAAUGUUUCCCAUUAACAGGCGACUUUUAAAAACCUGAGGUCUAUGGUUUGGAAGGACUGGUAAAUUUAUACAAAUAGACUCUACCCAAUUUACAGUUCUCUGGACCUGGUUGUCUCGGGGAACUUUUGAAUUACUCUAAGCAAAUAGCUGAAUUUAAUGCUAAAAAGAAGAUUUACACUGUUCUCUUAAUAUUGACAUGUGGAUAAAUACACGAUUUACAUCAAACUACAGAAAUUAUAUCUUAAUGUGCCAAUGUUCCAAUAUCAAUUAUUUUGGUAGGAGUAGGAGAUUUUGAUUUCAAAAAGCUUGAAUUCUUAGAUCAAGAUUAGAAGCAAUUACAAAAGGAAGUCUUGACAAGGAAUGUUGUUUAAUUUGUUCCAUUUGCUCCUUUUUCUCAUAGUUUACCUAUUUUACAAAGGGAAUUGCUUGCAGAACUUCCUCAUCAAUUGACAAACUAUAAAUCCCUUUUAGGUUUAGUACCAAGCAAAUGAUCAAAAAUGUAUCAUUAUAAA